Molecule: messenger RNA, 3720 nt
Organism: Silurus meridionalis
Lineage: Eukaryota; Metazoa; Chordata; Actinopteri; Siluriformes; Siluridae
Gene: strn3
Product: striatin, calmodulin binding protein 3
Exons: 16
Coding region: 201-2366 (721 amino acids)
Cellular component (GO): dendrite
Molecular function (GO): protein phosphatase 2A binding; calmodulin binding; protein-containing complex binding
Source: RefSeq, a predicted model, not a curated record
CGGAGUAAUGGCGGCCGGCAAAUCCGGGCGCUGAGAGAGAAAGGUACAACACCGUGCGGCCCGAGGGACGCAUCGUUUUCGUCGAAGCGGUGACGGUUUACCACGACGCAGAUAGUCAGAGGGAAUACUUUUUUUUUUUAAAACAACAUUUACGAUUCGGGGUCUUUUUUAACAGGACUUUUUUAUUUAGUAAAAAAAGAAUGGAUGAACACCCCGGCGGUGGAGGAGGUGGAGGAGGAAUGGCCACCGCAAGACAGCAGUCGCCACAACACGGUAAUAACAGCAGCGUUAACGCUCAUCUAGCUGGUGCUGUGGGAUCCGCGAUGGUGCACCAACAACAAGACGAGGCGCCAAGGCCGCAGCAGUACACGAUCCCCGGUAUUUUACACUACAUCCAGCACGAGUGGGCCCGCUUCGAGAUGGAGAGAGCACACUGGGAAGUCGAGAGGGCCGAACUACAGGCUCGAAUAGCAUUCCUCCAGGGAGAGAGAAAGGGUCAAGAAAAUUUAAAGAAUGACCUGGUUAGAAGAAUAAAGAUGUUAGAAUAUGCAUUAAAACAAGAAAGAGCAAAAUAUCAUAAAUUAAAAUAUGGCACAGAACUCAGUCAAAGUGAAGUAAAAAUGCCCAGCUUUGAUUCAGAUACCAAAGAUACAGAGCUGUCCAGCAUACCACAGAACAGUCAACUAACUUGGAAACAAGGCCGACAACUGCUAAGACAAUAUCUUCAGGAAGUAGGUUACACAGACACAAUACUGGAUGUGCGGUCUCAGCGUGUACGCUCUUUACUGGGGUUGUCUGGCUCAGAGCAAAAUGGUUCAGUGGAAACUAAAAACCUGGACCAGAUUCUCAAUGGAGGAGAAUCUCCAGCCAAAAGGAAGGGGCAUGACACAAAAAGGAAUGCAGGAGAUGUUCUGGAGACUUUUAACUUCUUAGAAAAUGCUGAUGACAGUGAUGAAGAGGAGGACGAAGAGGGUGAAUUGAUGGAAGACAUGUCAAACAGGACCGAUAAACAAAGAGUAAAGAAGCAUAAAAUUAAAGUGGGAAAUGAGGGUUUAGCAUCAGAUGUUCCCGAAGAUGCAGACACAGAAGAGGCACUAAAGGAGUUUGAUUUCCUGGUGAAUGCAGAGGAUGGUGAGGGUGCUGGUGAGGCUCGCAGUUCAGGAGAUGGUACAGAGUGGGCUGAACCUCUGCCGUUUCCUUCGGGAGGUGGCAAGUCCUUUAUCAUGGGCUCGGAUGACGUUUUGGAAAGUGUGUUGGGCUUAGGGGACCUUGCUGACCUAACAGUCUCCAAUGAUGAUGCUGAUUAUGGCUAUGACGUGAGUGGCACAUCAUGCUUUGAAUAUUCGCUUCCAGCCAAUAAGGAUGCAUUCAGGAAGACAUGGAAUCCAAAGUAUACUCUUCGCAGCCACUUUGAUGGAGUGCGUGCUUUAGCCUUCCAUCCUGUAGAACCUGUGUUGGUCACUGUUUCUGAAGACCACACUCUCAAACUUUGGAACCUCCAGAAGACAGUUCCUGCAAAAAAAAGUGCCUCUUUUGAUGUGGAGCCUAUAUACACAUUUAGAGCACAUGUUGGGCCUGUGCUGUCAUUGGCUGUUACUGCAAAUGGGGAGCAGUGCUUCAGUGGUGGUAUUGACUCAACAAUACAGUGGUGGAAUAUCCCCAGCUCUAACAUAGACCCUUAUGACACAUAUGAUCCUAGUGUUUUGGCUGGGUCCUUACUGGGCCACAAUGAUGCUGUUUGGGGAUUGGCUUACAGCGGAAUUAAGAAUCGACUGCUGUCCUGUUCUGCCGAUGGAACCAUCAAGUUGUGGAAUCCUCAGGAGAAGUUGCCUUGCAUUUACACCUUAAACUCAGAGAGAGAGCAUGGCAUUCCUACAUCUGUGGAUUUCAAUGGUUGUGAUCCAGCAUAUAUUGUGGCCUCGUACAAUACAGGCAAAGUUCUCAUCUAUGAUUUGGAGACCUUGCAGCCUGUUAUAGAGUGCCCAGCACAGAAAGAGAGCACAAUACCUUUUGGGAACCACAUUAAUAAAGUUGUGAGUCAUCCCACACUGCCAGUCACGAUUACAGCUCAUGAGGACCGACAUAUCAAAUUCUAUGACAAUAAAUCAGGUAAAGUUAUCCAUGCAAUGGUGGCUCACUUGGAUGCUGUUACCAGUCUGGCAGUGGAUCCUAAUGGCAUCUACCUAAUGUCAGGAAGUCAUGACUGUUCAAUUCGGCUGUGGAACCUGGACAGCAAAACAUGUGUACAGGAAGUCACCUCUCACCGCAAAAAAUCUGAUGAGUCCAUAUACGAUGUUGCCUUCCACCCUUCUAAGGCAUUUAUAGGGAGUGCUGGGGCUGAUGCUUUGGCUAAAGUAUUUGUAUAAGUUUCGAGUCAAGAUAUUUAGGGCAAAAUCAGCCUCACAAUUAGAGAGAGAAAGAUCUGUCUGCUUCACUGCCAUUGCAACAACAGAAGCAAUAGCUGCUAAUGUUGAAUCAGCUUUUUAUUCCACCUGCAUAAACAUGCCAGGGUUUGAGAGGUGGACUGUUGGUUUAGUGAAGCUUGGGUGAAGUGCCCGAUUAAUUUUCAUGUUGUACCCCAUUAAAACUAGAAGUUGAACAAAAAAUGGUUAACUGUACCUAACUGUAAGUCAGAGCUGGAUUUGCAUCAGUGUUUCUCUUCUUUUUUUUGAAUUGGCUAUAAAUUAGGUAAUUUUAUGUGUUUGAGUGAACAUUGAUGUUAUUCAUCAGAGAUCACCAAUGACCACAAAAAGGCAAGGAUGCUGCAACAGGAAUUAAUCUCUCCUACAGCAUUAGAUGCAUGAGUUGCCCUCUGGAUGUUGCGUUAUAUAUAAAUUAAAGGAAAGAAAGACAUGAUUCAACCCGGUUGCUUUUGCAUUAGCUUUGACAAUUUUGUGUAAAAAAUGAGUAUAGUUUUUAUAAGCCUUUUUUUAUAUAAUUGAAGAGUCUGGGUAGCAGAUGACAUUUUUUUAAAUAGAAAUAAGCGUGCUUUCCUAUUCAAACUCUCAAUUUCAAUCCAUCAUACAUUGCAGGAAGGUUUUGACACAUCUUGCCCUUUCCAGUAAAGAUAACUAUUUGACUGCACCAUGGAGCAGUAGAAGCACACUUCCUCACAGCUCUUUAGAUAUCUACAUGUAAACAGCAGUGUCCUAUCACUAUGUGAUGAUUUUGUACAUCUUAAUGUAACUGAGUUUAUUUAUCACAGAUUAGACAACUGAACACUUAUUUAUUUCACUGUUUUGGGAUAGUCUUAGCCUCUUUUCUAAAAAUUUAGAAUAUUUGUAAUGUUUGGCUGUUUAGAAGACAAUUGAAGGGCAAGCCAAAACAUGUGUUGCUCAUUAAAAAUACAUUUUCAUCCUAGGUUGAUAAAGUUUAAAUUUAUUACAUUUUUAAGUUAAGUGAUCUGGAUAACUAGCAUUAAAUGAAACAACUGUUGUUAUUCUGUCCAUACAAUUUAUCUUAUAAGAUAUUUUAUUUUUAAACUUACAGUUUAUGUUGUAACUAAAGACCUUUUGUUUGUCUAAUGCAUGAUUGAUACAAUAAAGUAUUUUUUCUAGUUUUCCCAAAAAGUUUCUGAUCGGUUUAGAGUUUUGAGGUUUUUGAUUUACAGUUUAUGAAUUAGCAGAUUUUAAAGACUGUACCACAUAGCAAACUUCAUCUGUUAAGUCAUGUAUAUAAAAUGUCUAUAAUAAAUAUUAAAUGGUGUACCUGUAUAUUGAA